AUGGCUGAAAAGAGUAACGAUAAUACUUCUUCUGAUACAAUUUCCUCGAAGCCAAAAUCAAAAAAAUACCGCAAAGAAAAACCUUGGGACAAUGAGGAUAUAGAUCAUUGGAAAAUCGAACCGUUUGCUCGAGAGGAUAAUCCGCACUCUUUUACUGAAGAAUCUUCAUUUGCAACUCUAUUUCCAAAAUAUCGAGAAAAUUAUUUAAAAGAGAUAUGGCCCCAUGUUACGAAAGUUUUAGAGAGUGUGGGUAUUGGAUGUCUUUUAGAUCUAGUCGAAGGAAGUAUGACAGUUAAAACAACCAGAAAGACAUAUGAUCCAUAUAUAAUACUCAAAGCUCGUGAUUUGAUAAAAUUGCUGGCAAGAAGCGUUCCGUUUCCUCAGGCUGUUAAGAUUCUUGACGAUGGUGUAUCAUGUGACAUUAUCAAAAUUGGAAAUAUUAUUCGAAGCAAAGAACGUUUUGUCAAACGAAGACAAAGGUUGAUUGGGCCAAAUGGUUCGACGCUGAAGGCGAUAGAAUUAUUGACUCAAUGCUAUGUCAUGGUGCAAGGAAAUACCGUAUCUUCUAUGGGUUCAUAUAAAGGUUUGAAAGAAGUAAGAAAAAUAGUAAUCGAUUGUUUAAAGAACGUUCAUCCUAUAUAUCACAUUAAAAUUGAUUUACAACUGGAAUCUGGUGAAUAUUUUCUUAAACCUAAAGAAAAGGCCGCUCGUGAAAUGGAGAAGAAAAAGGAAAAACAAAAGGAAAAUACCCUAAAACGGAAAGCGGAAAGAGAAAAGGCAUUUGUUCCGCCUGUAGAAGACGUCCCAAAAAAAAAGAACCGAAAAGCUAAAGCUGAGUCAAGUCAAUUUGUAGAAUAA
This is a messenger RNA of Dentiscutata erythropus, 858 nucleotides long. Lineage: Eukaryota; Fungi; Glomeromycota; Glomeromycetes; Diversisporales; Gigasporaceae. The record is from the annotation of a GenBank genome assembly.